CUCCCUUGUGUUCUGUUCUUAUUUUUGCUAUGGAUAUCUGGUUAUGAAUGUAUUUAUCGUAUUACUAGGCUCACCUAGAACUAUUAAAGAUUUUCAGUUUUUAAACAAAAAUUAAUUUAUGAUUUUAGAAUUAUAAACUAUUCCUUCCAUUCCAAAAUUAACUAUACCAUGUAUUGCUGUUGGCUGAAGUCUCUACUGGUCGUCGUGUCGGUAUAAUGCUAUCUUUUAGUUUAAAUGUUUGUAUAAUGUCCUUGUAUGUUAGAAUGGAAAAAGAGAACAUAGAAAAAUAUACUACUUACUUCAUAAAGGUCUAGAGUCAUGUCCAUAAUUAGUUGAACGUUUUUAACUUCACCAGAAUCCACUUGUUCAUCCAAUGGAGGUGUUUUACACUCUUCAAUUUAUUAGCCAUCAAAAGAACAAAAUGUAAACAUACCUAGCAAAAGCGCUCCUUGGGAAUCCUCAGUCAAUCCUGCCUUUCCUUCUUUAAAAAGGAAACUGACAUAAAACAGAUUCUCGACAGUUUGUGAAUAACUUUCUGGAUUUGUGAUAAAUUUUAAUAGAUCGAUUGGUUGGUGCUUUCGAAGCAGACGGGAGAUCUGCAAAACACUUUUCGUGGUAUUAUUUUCCUGAGCUGAGAUAUUCUCCUGAUUAAGCUAAUAAAAUUAGUAUAGAAAAAUAGAAAGAUUCAUACCAAUAUCGGCUGAGUAGAUGUAUUUGGGGCUCGCUGUAACUUUUCCCUUCUUUGUACUUGCCUUUCCUUUUUUCGAAAUGACAAAGGUCCCACCCUGUUCAGUAUGUUAGAAAAGGAGAAUUAAAAUAAACCUACAUUAAAUUUAUAGAUGCUGGCCUCCUUUGAUACUUCCAAGCAAUCUUCCCUAACCUUGACCAGGCGAGUUCAUUUUUGUUAGAUUCGGAAGAAGUGUUGGAGCUGUUCUGAUUUAAAAAUUGCUUAAUUUGCCUAAUAUAAAGCUGGAUGUUAAAUUUUGGCAUUCCUAUAUGCAACUGCUUGGUCCUCAAAGAUGCUAAAUCCACUGUUUUUGUCAACAAUAAAGCAUCCAGAGCAGCUUCUGUCGGUGCCUCCACUAGUUUAAAAUUAAUUAGAAUAAAGAAUUAAAAAAGUAAUUACCUGAUGAAAACAAAUCAUUAGCAGAAGCCACCGUAUCGAUUAGUGCAUUAUUUUCCUGGUCCACUAACUCAAGCCGAGACUCUAACUAAAGUUAGUAAACUUUUUUAUUACAGUGGAAAAGAAUCAAUUACCGUGAACCUGGUUAAUUAAAGACCGGUACCGCUUUCGCAGGUCGCGCUUGUCGAUAGGAGGCAUGUUUUCUGGUUGAGUAACCGAGAGCCUGAAAGAAGAGAAAUUAGUUCAAUUUAGAAGAUUCCAAAUCGGAGGUGAAAUUCCUUAUUCAAACAAUUGUUUUUGACGACAGCUUAAAAUGCAGCUUAUACGCGAGAAAUGGAGAAUCACAAUUCAAACAGCUUAAAAAUUCGUCUUUUGCGUAUAAAAAGCCCCGUGAACGAAAAGAAAAGAGAUAUGAAUGAAAAACAAACAAAAAAUGUUGUUAAGCAGAUUUUCUACUGUUCUCAGUUGCUUCCACCAAGAGUACGACACAUCUUGAUGACUGUAUGUUACGUUGAAACAAUGAGUAUAUUAUAACUAUCUAUGCUGGCUUAAAAUAUAAUUGGUAUAUAGUGUUUAAUAUGUUGCCAAAAAAAGACAUCCCUGUACCAAAGUUUGGAAGCUUCAAACCAAUUAAGGACGAAAAGGAAAAGCAUACGCAGAAAAGAGAACGUAACCAAAAUGAUAGAGAAUUCAGACAUGCUAAACAUAAACGAUCUAUUUCGCUCACUGAUCGUGACCUGCAGUCGUUGAAUAUUAGAUAUGAUACAAAGGGAGAUAGAAAGGUUUUCUUCUAUGGCGGAAUCCAUAAAUAUUCUAUUCCAAAUUAUAAACGAAAAUCUAAAGUUAUAAUGGGUAGUGAUCCUGAAGAAAUCAUAGUUCGUCAAAUGGACGAAGGGAUUUAUUUGAAAAACGCUAUGUACGUACCCAAUUCUGAAGAGAUUAAUAGGAGCCUUAUUGCUGCUUCUUCACUUGGGUCAAUUCUGCGUGAGGAUGAAUAUUUACCUUUCCCUGAGAAUUCUGCAAAUGUCGCCAAAGAUAAAUCGGCGGUGCAAUCUGAUCCUAUUAGAUUGAAAGGAACGCAGAAUGAAAUUGCCCAACUGCAAAAAGAAUUAGAAAAAAAUAGUUUGAACCCAUCAUUAUGGCUUCGUUUAUGUUCACUGCAGAAAGACUUACUUCUUCAAGAAUAUGCUCGACCGAACAUGUCGGUUCGCGAAGAGAGAAGCCUUCGCCGCUCAAUACAUGAGAUUCAAAUCUCUGUAUUAGAAAAAGCUAUUUUCUUUCAUAAUCUAUCAUCUACUGAUAUUGAACAAUUGGCUACUGAAUAUUUCAAAUUAGGGUUUUCUGAAUGGGACUCGAAAACAACACAAGAUCGUUGGGAGGAUUUGCUUUCUAGAUAUAAUAUAUCGGAAAAAUUAUGGAUUCUAUAUAUUAAUUUUCUUAUAUCUAAUGUACACUCAUUUUCUGUUGAGUCAUGUUUACAAACAUUUUCCCAUUGCCUUGGUAUGAUUAACGAAAAAGUUAGUCAAAUUUAUGAGGAGAAUAAAGUAUUAAAUGAGGAUGUACAGAAACUGGAAAAAACUGCCCUUUAUGUCUUACUCAGAAUCUGUUAUUUUGCAAAAGACUCAGGUUUUUUCGAAUUAGCUUAUGCGAUCACCCAAGUGAAUAUGGAAGUUAAUUACUUUCUUCCAGAAACUAUGAAAUUGGAGGAAUUAAGUUAUAUAAAAUGCGAAUUGUCGAAGUUUUGGGAUUCUGACAAGCCAAAAUUUGGAGAACCCAAUGCACUUGGUUGGAAAAAUAGUUCCAAUGCACCGUCAUUUUCUAAGGAAAAAUUUGAUGAUUCCCAGUCAUCGAUUUCAACGUACGAUUCGUUUUCACAGUGGACAGAAAAUGAGAAAAGAUUCCAGGAACAAAAACCUUGGCGCGAACCGAAACUUGCUCGCAAACUGAAUAGCACGGAUGAUCCUUUUCGUCAUGUUAUUUUUGAAGAUUUAAAAGGGUUCGUUUUUCGUUUUCUUUCUCCAAAGGCACUGUUGGAUCUGAAAUACUGCGUUUUGAACUUCUAUGGUCUCCCAGUUCUUCCGCCAGAAGCAAGCAACGAACAUUUUUUCGUUUCGGAUCCAUGGUUUUCAUCGAGUUCAAACAUUGAUAAUUCUGCAGAGGGAUCUGAAGGUGUGGAUGGUCUAGUUUCUUCUUCAAGAACUUUAUCACCGGGAUUUUUAGAAAUCUAUUUUCCUUGCUCAGUCGAUUUGCCCGACUUUGUUUCAAUGGUAUUGAAGGAUUUUUCCAAAGAAGAAAUUGAUCGUUUGAAUGGAAUUCUGUACUUGCUUUUACAAACGGUGGACGAUGAAUAUUUUGCAGGGUUGUAUAUAAUUUUUUUAGAAAAAUUAUGUCAAUUGGAGUUCAACGAUCAACAAUAUAAUUUAUUUAGUUCUACUAUAAAAGAAAUACUAAAGAAGUAUGAAAGUUCAGUUUUUGUUUGGAUCUGUUUUGCUGAAACUGAAUUUAUGAAUGGAAAAGUAUCCUUGUGUGAAAAGAUAUAUGCAACUGCCUAUACUAUGCAUUCCUCCAAGUUUUCGGAUCUGGAAAAUGCAUGGUUUCAUAAGAAUUGGGCUAUGCAAAAGUACUUUUCGAAUGACGAGCUUGGAUUUUGGAACGUAUUACUUCAUUGGUUUCAAAUUGAUCAAACCUGUCUUAGUUCAACAGACAAGGUUGGAUUAGCUAAAAAAGUAUCCGUGCUAUUUCAAGAGGAACGAGACUGUAAAAAGGCCAUUAACAUAGGAUUAGUUUACCUGCUUCUUUCGAUUUUUAUAGGAAUCGAGCCCGUGUAUUCUACUAUAGAAAAGUGCCUCUUAAAAGUAAAUAGCAUGGAUGGUAUUACGAACGAAAAACUGGAAUACUUUUAUGUUCUUAGCCUUACAGCGGCAAUGCAUGAUGCAAAAGAACGCGAAUUAUUCAGCGUAAUGAAGAUGAGACCUAUACUAGAAAAAGCUGUUCAGUUAUUUCCCAACAAUGUCAUUCUGUGGUACGUGUUUUCAUGGUUUGAGUCAAAGCAGCAACUUCAGUUUCGGGUUAAAAGAAAAGCUUGGGAACUCGUUCAGACUUAUCAAGAAAAGGCUAUUUAUCCCUCAUAUGUUUGUCUAAUGGAAGAGGCUAAGCUAUCGCUGGAGAAAAUGAAGAGUGCAGUUGAAAAUAUAUUGUCUAUAAGGGGGCUAGAUUUCAUUACGGGAUUUUGGAAAGUUUACCUGAACGCUGUUGUUUCGAAAGCUGACUCGAAUGGAAUGGAUAGCAUACUCGGUAUAAGGAAAUCGAUAAGUCAAUGUCCGUUUAGAAAAGAUUUAUACGUCUACAUUUUCGCACUAUUGCAAUCAGGAAAUUACACGGACGAAGCAAAGAGUUUUUAUUUAUUGAUGAUUGAGAAGGGUUUUCGUUUGCAUAAUGAAGUCGCUUCAACGAUUUUGGAAUCUACGGUAAUGAAGCAUUAUCUCCAGUUGCCUCAGGAUUCUCGCGUAGUACUUACUGAGGAAUAUUCUAAUGAAUAAAUAAGAAUAACUAGUAAAAUCAUGUAUAGCACAAUAUAAUAUUAGUUAUGAUUUUUACGUUGACAUCUUGGUGUUGACAAUGAAAAACUUUU
This is a messenger RNA of Schizosaccharomyces octosporus yFS286, 4754 nucleotides long. Its product is annotated as DuF1740 family protein. The transcript is spliced from 3 exons. The coding region runs from base 1702 to 4662 and encodes 986 amino acids. NCBI's taxonomy places the organism in Eukaryota, Fungi, Ascomycota, Schizosaccharomycetes, Schizosaccharomycetales, Schizosaccharomycetaceae. The record is from RefSeq and is a predicted model, not a curated record. Gene Ontology annotation, cellular component: catalytic step 2 spliceosome. Gene Ontology annotation, biological process: negative regulation of RNA catabolic process; regulatory ncRNA-mediated post-transcriptional gene silencing.